This is a messenger RNA of Myotis myotis, 1080 nucleotides long. RefSeq names its product putative protein FAM47D. NCBI's taxonomy places the organism in Eukaryota, Metazoa, Chordata, Mammalia, Chiroptera, Vespertilionidae. Bases 1 to 1080 code for a protein of 359 amino acids. The transcript is spliced from 3 exons. The record is from RefSeq and is a predicted model, not a curated record.
AUGGACAGCUGGCGGUGGGUAUUUGUGAAGGAGGGACUGGACGACUUCAGAACGGGCUGUCCAUCUCCUGAAGAUGUGAUCACUCCUGGCCCUCGGGAGGGAUUUCUCCCCAUGAUUGCUCAUAGAAUUCCCUGCCCUCCACCCAAAAAGAUUCACAGGCAGCCGCCCAAGGGAGCGGACCUGUGUUCCAAGCUCUCGCCAGCACAGCGAGCAAGGAAGGCCUUUGUCCUGAAAGUGCUAGAUCCUGACAGGGAGCUGGAGGACACGUGGGCGUAUUGUGAGGGCACCAAGGAAAGAAAGAAGACCCCCACACACCUGUGUGAAGAACAUCCUGAGGAGGUCAACCUGGAACCUCCCCAGGCAGUGAACCUGAAAUCUGCCUGGAAGCUCAACCUGGAACCUCCCGAGGAGGACAACCUGGAGCCUGAACACCAAGCCCAGGUGGAAACAGCCAAGGAGAGUCUCCAGUCAUAUUUAUUCAGUUUGUUUCCUGAGGAAGAGACAAAUGCAGCAUGCACAAUGGAUAUCCCCAAAGAUCCUGUGCUCCAAAAAGCAAGAAGAACAGUUCGUGAAUUCUGCAGAUGGAUCGAUGAUAAUUUUGGAGACAUAGGCAUUGAUGAAGAGGAAAUCAUGAAGAAGUUUGAAAUUGACUUAGAGGUCCCACUCACCCAUAAUACAGUCAAAAUAAAGAAAAUAAGCCAGCUUCCUUUGAAUAUAAGGCCUUGCAAACAGCUAGAUGAAAUACAGCAGAGAAAAUUCUCCCUGCAGGAAGGUAACUGGGAAAGGAAACUCCAAAAACCAGAAGACCCUUAUAAACCCAAAUGGGAGAAGAUAAGCCGUCCUGACAAGGAAUAUUGGACCUAUGGAUGGCAUCUUGAACCAGGCAUUAUUGAUGAACUUUAUGGACCAAUUGCCUUCAAAGAUUUCAUUGUUAGCAAGGGCUACAGGAUGCCAGGUGUGAUUGAGAAGAUGUUUAUGAGGAAGGGAUGGAACUAUGAGUCUGUCAAGACUCCUAUACACCAAGUAAUGAAACGCAUCUCCAAACCCAAAGAGGAGGAUUCAGGGGACGAAGAGGAUUAG